AGGCACAGAGACUCAAUUGGCAUCAACAAGUAUGUAGAGCUGAGAGAAAACUCUUGCUCUCCUGGGCUGGCCGUGCCCCUCCCUUUGGCUGUGAUAAAGACAUGAAAACACCAGGGGGAGGCCCGAGCAGUCUAGGAGUUAAGCCAAGAGUUGUUUGUUUUCUGCUCUACCUAAAUUUAGGUUGUGGGAAAAUUAUUGUGUUCCCUCUUCUUGUCUGCAGGGUGGCCAUGACCCGACUGCUUUCUGAUAAAGUUACUAUGCCAACUAAUUAACAGAAGGUCAUGUGGUAUGGUCUGAUGCUUUGCUGAAAACUGCCUUUAAAACUACUGCUGUACAAUAAAGCUUUGCUCAGAGCUCCGACUCUCUGAAGCCCUCUCAACCCGUGUCAGGCUGUUCUUGUGCUUCUUGGACCCCGCACAGCUGGACUGUGUCAAGUGGCGCCCGAUACAGGGACCUUGAAGGCUCAAGCAGACCCUGUGGAGAGACCACAGGAAAAAGAUGGACCCCUCCCUUGAGGAGGGGCCAGCACAACUGCCAUUCCUGGCUCCUCGGUCAGCAGAUCCUGACGUUCUUCUCCAACCUAUGGCACGGCUCUCUGUGGGUCCUCCCCAUCGAAGAAGGAGGCCCUCAUUCUACCGUACGCGGCCUACCAGGAAUUCAGGACCCCCGUCUCCUCCUACAUGGCGCACUCUUCAUCAGUUGGUGAGGGAUGCCCAUCAGGUGGCGGGACGAGCCGGACGAGACUCACGUGAUCCUGUUAUUCUAUUUCUUGCCAUGUUGGCUUUGGUCGAUGUGGCUUUCAGCUUCAGAGUAAGUACAAACUUCACCUAUUGGGCUUAUGUGCCUGAAGCCCCUCUUCUAACUGCCGCUCAAUGGGAUCAAGAUAAAAUUAUUGUAGGUACUAAUAGUACUGAGUAUCUUGGAGGUUUACCCUCACCUAAAGAAAAAUAUUCUGUAAGGGUGGCCCCUACCUGGUCUAUAGUCACCCUACCCCAUCCUGUGUGUUGGCAGCUUAAUCGUGUCCUCGAUGUUGCCCCGUCCCCACGUUUAUCCACCCUGACCCGUUGUCAGUGGAUGGGAAAUAUGCGCCCCUUGGGAGUCUGUUUCUCAGCUUUGACCUCUGUGUUUGACCCAGACAGACCAUAUAAACCUGAUCUACAUGUAGCCGUCCCACAAUAUCAUAAACCUGACUCGCUUAGAUCAUGCCCUUCAGGACUUAAGUCCAAACAGGGCAUCUAUGCACAGUUGACAGAUAUUUCCCUUAACAUCCUCCUGGGAAAGCCUGGCCUCCUGUCCACAGGUAAACACCCCACCUACAGAGCAGAUGAUGUUCUGUUAGAGCUUGUGUCUGCCCUCUGAAAGGAACAUAAAACUGAAUCCAGGACGACUGCUCAAAAUAUGCUUAUUGGGCAAUCCUCAACUCACAGAUCUUCUAACAAUAUUCUUUAUUCCAUUGUGUAUUUUAAAUAUGUACCUUUGGAACAGAUUGUGAGGAUUUAAUCAACUGAUAUGCAAUUGUAGUAAAGAGCAUAAAUAUGAUAUACAAUGGAAUUACCUAACUCAUGAGGUGGUCUGUGUUAUAUAUUAAGGUUUUUAUUCCUGGGCCAGAGAUAUAGCUCAGUGGUACCGCGCCUUCCUGACAAGCACAACGUCCAGAGUUCAGUUCCCAGUACCAAAAAAAAGAAAAGUAUUCCUAAAACAACAACAAAAAAACCUUUUAAGCUUGGUCUGCUCUAGAAGUACAAAACCCACAUAGAAAUGGCAGAAUCAUUAAUACUUAAUUGGACCCAGGCUUGCAGAAAGAAACUCAGAGAAUGGCAUGGCACGCAGUUUAACUUGUACUACGGCAGUGCGUGUUUAAAGUACAAGUGAGAGAAUGCACACACACAGGGCUCUCUGCCCUGUUCUGAGCUGGACUAGAUGCCCCUUCUAAGUAAGGACACGUAUUUAAUCUCCAUUUCCCCCGCUACAAUAUGCAUCAUUUCCUACUGCUCCUCUCUUCCUGAGAGCUCUCUGAGUCCACACACUAAUAUUUGAGCUGAAGACUGAGAGAUUUAGGUCUCUAUUUAUAGAUUUCAUCUCUGAAACUCAGCCAAAUAAUGACUGUAGAAGUGUAACAAAUGUAGGUAGGGCAACCGUAUAAGUAGUACCUGAAACAAGGCAUUGUGCAGCUUGUCUUCAGGUAUAUUAAGACGUGGACAAUGCCUCAGUGUCAAGGUUCACACCUAGAUGUCCCCACAGAGCCUCAUGUGAUCACAGACGGGGCUUCCCAGAGUGUUGCAUUAUGGGGCCAUGGAAGAGCGUAUCCCCCUCCCAGGCUCCUCCGCUCACUCACUCCACUUCCUGGCACCAGGAAGUGAGCACUUUUCCCCCACCAGGCCUGUCUGCCGUGCUGUCCUGUCUUGGAUCCGGCCAAAGAUGGGCUGUAACCCGGAGCCAAAACAAACCUCCCCUCCUUUAAGUUGUGGGUGUCAGAGGCUGUUUCCCAGCCAUGAGACAUUGGCAGACACACCUCAGUCCUUACUGUCCAGAACAAUCUGAAGGGCAAUACUGCAUCCAGUUGAAGUUCAAAAGCAAAACAAUAUGAUCAUCUAAAAGUGGAUAAAACUAUUAUCAGUUUACUUCUCCUGAACUGCAGUGAACAGGUACUGGUCUUCAUCACAGAGAGCCCACUGGAUGGAACUGUCUCUCUGUGAUAAGAGCUCUCGCCAGAGCUCUGUGACAAGACACGUUGCAGUCUUUUACGUUGGCAGACUUCACACUGCCCCUCUGCAAAGGCUUAAGCAAGUGUAAGUGGCAGGUGGAUGAUUAACAGCAUGUCCGAGGACAGAGAAAAAUAUUAAGACUAGAACCACAACAUAAAAUAUCAGGCAGUGAUGUCUAGAAAUUUAGGAAGAGGACAGUUAUGUGUGGUUAUCCCCCACCCUGUAUUUUCAGAAUGGUACUGUGUUGGUUUGGGGCUUAUUUUGCAAGGGGAACAACACGA
Chinchilla lanigera (long-tailed chinchilla) is the source of this 2986-nucleotide messenger RNA. Its product is annotated as endogenous retrovirus group K member 25 Env polyprotein-like. The record is from RefSeq and is a predicted model, not a curated record. NCBI's taxonomy places the organism in Eukaryota, Metazoa, Chordata, Mammalia, Rodentia, Chinchillidae.